AUGGCCUCGCGGAUCUUCCUCCCGCUGCUGCUGCUGUUCCUCCUGCUGGGCUCGCAUUGCUCUACCGGGGCGGCGGCGGCGGCGAGGCGGCAGCUGCUGCAGUCGCGGCGAGCCGGGGACCCGAACUCGCAGGUCAAGUUCGACUUCUCUCCGUUCCUCAUCGAGUACAAGAACGGGCGCGUGAAGCGGCUGAUGGGCACCGACGUGGUGGCGGCGUCCUCGGACGCGCUCACGGGCGUCACCUCCCGCGACGUCACCAUCGACCCGUCCACGGGCGUCACGGCGCGGCUCUACCUCCCGAGCUUCCGCGCCAACACCCGGGUGCCCGUGCUCGUCUACUUCCACGGCGGCGCGUUCGUGGUGGAGUCCGCGUUCACGCCCAUCUACCACGCCUACCUCAACACGCUGGCCGCCAGGGCGGGCGUCGUGGCCGUGUCGGUGAACUACCGCCUCGCGCCGGAGCACCCGAUCCCGGCGGCGUACGACGACUCGUGGGCGGCGCUCAAGUGGGUGCUCGCGAACGCGGCGGCCGGCGGGUCGGACCCGUGGCUGUCCCAGUACGGCGACCUGUCCCGCCUGUUCCUCGCCGGCGACAGCGCGGGCGGCAACAUCGCGCACAACCUGGCAUUGCGUGCGGGGGAGGAAGGCCUGGACGGCGGCGCGCGGAUCAAUGGCGUGGCGCUGCUGGACCCUUACUUCCAGGGCCGGAGCCCCGUGGGCGCCGACUCCACGGACCCGGCGUACGUGCAGUCCGCGGCGCGCACCUGGAACUUCAUCUGCGCGGGGAGGUACCCGAUCAACCACCCCUACGCGGACCCGCUCGUCCUGCCGGCGUCCUCGUGGCAGCACCUCGGCGCCUCCCGCGUGCUGGUCACCGUGUCCGGGAAGGACCGCCUGAGCCCCUGGCAGCGCGCCUACUACGCCGCGCUCCGGGGCAGCGCCUGGCCCGGGGAGGCCGAGCUGUACGAGACCCCCGGCGAGGGCCACGUCUACUUCCUCACCAAGCUCGGCUCGCCACAGGCGCUCGCCGAGAUGGCCAAGCUCGUCGCCUUCAUUAACCGCGACUAG
Molecule: messenger RNA, 1068 nt
Organism: Miscanthus lutarioriparius
Lineage: Eukaryota; Viridiplantae; Streptophyta; Magnoliopsida; Poales; Poaceae
Source: the annotation of a GenBank genome assembly